GCUCUGCGCAUGCGCCCCGGUCCUCCCGGAGUUUCGGCCUGUUCCGCCGCCGCUCGGUCAUUUUCGCCUCUUUGUUACACUGAUAGUGGAUUUAACUCGGAUUCAACCCAAACAUCCAGCGGACCGUGCGGCUCUCCUAAAAGGCUUUGAUGAGAGGCGCUCCGUGAUGAGCAGCUAACGCUGUUGGCCGCACUACAAGACCAGACGUGGCCGCUGCUCCACCCACAGACCACGCAUGGCGGUUUUAGGGAACCCCGACAUGCUGACGAGGAAGAUCAAGCUGUGUCACAUCAACGCACACAUCACGUGCCGCCUGUGUGACGGCUACCUGAUCGACGCCACCACCGUCACGGAGUGUUUGCACACCUUCUGCAGGAGCUGCCUUGUGAAGUAUCUGGAGGAGAACAACACGUGCCCCACGUGUAGGAUUGUUAUUCAUCAGAGCCAUCCACUGCAGUACAUCGGCCAUGACAGAACAAUGCAGGACAUCGUCUACAAACUGGUACCGGGACUUCAAGAGGCGGAGAUAAAGAAGCAGAGGGAGUUCUAUCAGAAGUUGGGCAUGGAGGUUCCCGGGGACAUAAAGGGAGAGCUGUGCAACAUGAAGACUCAUCUAGAUCAACGAAACGGUGAUGCAAAAUCUGAAGACACGACCAACAAAGAGGCAGGAGAGGAGAAACCGGAGGAGGAUAACGACUAUCAUCGUAGCGACGAACAGGUCAGUAUCUGCCUGGAGUGCAACAGCAGCAAACUUCGCGGCCUGAAGCGUAAAUGGAUUCGCUGUUCGGCGCAAGCCACCGUCCUCCACCUAAAGAAGUUCAUCGCCAAAAAGCUCAACCUGACGUCGUUCAACGAGCUGGACAUUUUAUGCAACGAGGAAAUCUUGGGAAAGGACCACACUUUGAAAUUUGUCGUCGUGACGAGAUGGAGAUUUAAGAAAUCUCCGCUCCUGCUUCAUUACAGACCCAAGAUGGACCUGCUGUAGCUGCAAACGGACACGAUGGUUGUUCAAUCCGGAUCCUUCUCGGCGGCCCGAAGGUCGCAGACUGUGCCGAAACGUAACGUUUAUUGUUUUUUAAUUUAUGCAAAGACGAUCAACCAACACCAAGCAAACGCCAGACAGUGAACAAAAAGCCAGCGAAUCGUCACCGAACAGGACAAAAACCUGGUGCCCCCCCACAGCACAGCAACCGCAACACAACUGAAACAACCAUUUUGUUGUCCGCUACAUCCUGCAUAUGGGAACAAAAACAGGAAAAUU
Nematolebias whitei (Rio pearlfish) is the source of this 1261-nucleotide messenger RNA. Its product is annotated as polycomb group RING finger protein 3. Gene Ontology annotation, biological process: regulation of transcription by RNA polymerase II. The record is from RefSeq and is a predicted model, not a curated record. NCBI's taxonomy places the organism in Eukaryota, Metazoa, Chordata, Actinopteri, Cyprinodontiformes, Rivulidae. The coding region runs from base 236 to 985 and encodes 249 amino acids. The transcript is spliced from 10 exons. Gene Ontology annotation, cellular component: PRC1 complex.